This is a messenger RNA of Vigna radiata var. radiata (mung bean), 3073 nucleotides long. Its product is annotated as putative receptor protein kinase ZmPK1. The coding region runs from base 377 to 2785 and encodes 802 amino acids. The record is from RefSeq and is a predicted model, not a curated record. The transcript is spliced from 2 exons. Gene Ontology annotation, biological process: protein phosphorylation; recognition of pollen. NCBI's taxonomy places the organism in Eukaryota, Viridiplantae, Streptophyta, Magnoliopsida, Fabales, Fabaceae. Gene Ontology annotation, molecular function: ATP binding; protein serine/threonine kinase activity.
UUAUUUAUUUUUUUCUAAAACCAAUUCUCUUUGUGUUUUCUGCCUCUACAGCGAAGAAGAAGAAGAAGGGAGAUAGAACUAUGGAAGAGGACAACAGCGGUGUUUUGCAAGGAACGAUAAUAUCUUAAGAACAACCACCUUUUCGGGAUGGGUAUGUGUAGUUAGUGAGACAUUCAACACUUUUUUUCCACACCUAUUGACUAAGACAACAUUCUCUUUCAUCCAUCUUGAGGCAUAAUUCAUAGCCCAAGCAAGUUGCAUCUGUUGUCAUGUUCGAUUUGAUUCUUCCUCUGUUUUUAUUUAUUAUUCAACCACAAGAACCCCACCAAGAAGACAUAAAACAGCAAAGCAUACCAUAACAUGAGAAAAUUCAUCAAUGGCAGCUUCAACACUGUGUAUCGCUCUUCUCAUUCCUCUCAUCUUCUUCCAUACUUUCCAUGCUUCAUCUUCCUUCUCCCUCUCCGUAGAGAACUUCAAAGAAGAACUCAUACUGUCAUCACCCAAACCAACAUUCACAGCAGGCUUUUAUGCCGUCGGACAAAACGCUUUCUGCUUCGCAGUAUGGUACACCCACUCACCCGACACCCUUGUUUGGAUCGCCAACCGGGACCAACCCGUUAACGGGAAACGCUCCACGCUCUCCCUUCUCAAAACCGGUAACCUCGUACUCACCGACGCCGGUCAGUUGCAAGUGUGGUCCACUGCCACCUCAACCUCAUCCAGACAAGUCCGCUUACAUUUGUACGACACCGGCAACCUCGUACUCCUCGAAGAUUCCUCCGACAGCGCUGUUUUGUGGCAGAGCUUUGAUUUCCCGACCGACACACUUCUUCCAAACCAGCCUCUGAGAGGGAGCACCAACCUCGUUUCCUCGAGAAGCGGGAGCAACCACUCCUCCGGUUUCUACAGGCUCUUCUUCGACUUCGAGAAUGUUCUGCGGCUCAUGUACCAGGGCCCUCGAGUUUCCAGCGUUUUCUGGCCCUACGCUUGGCUUCAGAGCAACAACUUCGGUAAUGGCAACGGCAGAUCCACUUUCAACGAUAGCAGGGUUGCUGUGCUUGAUGAAUUGGGUGGCGUGCUUUCUUCCGACAACUACACUUUCAGAACGAUCGAUUACGGGACGGUGCUUCAACGGAGAUUGACCCUCGAUCAUGACGGUAAUGUGAGGGUCUACAGCAUGGUAGAUGGAGAAGAGAAGUGGAUGGUGUCAGGGCUGUUUCGCCCACAACCUUGUUUUAUUCAUGGCAUUUGUGGACCCAAUAGUUAUUGCACAAAUGACCCAACAAUUGGCAGAAAGUGUUCCUGCCUUCCAGGUCACAGAUGGAUUGAUAGUCAAGACUGGACUCUAGGUUGCAGACUGAAUUUUGAUCCUUGGUGCAACACCACUAAGCAAGAGUCUCGUUUCGUGGGCUUAGCUCAGUUUGAUUUUUAUGGAUAUGAUUAUGGCUUCUAUCAAAAUCACACUUACGAACAAUGUGUGAAUCAGUGCUUGCAGUUGUGCGAAUGCAAAGGGUUUCAGUUCAGUUUUUCGGACCAAGGUGGUUUCGGUAGUCAAUGCUACCUGAAGACACAGUUGCUGAAUGGGCAUUAUUCAGUAAGUUUCUCAGGAUCAUUCUUCCUGAGGCUGCCUUUGUCUCACGACUAUGAGAAGCCCAUCAGUAAUGUUUUGGUUUGCGGGGGAAAUAACGGAGGAGUGAAAGAACUAGAAAGACCGUAUGUGGAAGAAAAAGAAAAUGGAUCGGUGAGGUUCAUGCUGUGGUUUGCUUGUGCCUUGGGAGGACUUGAGGUUCUGUGCUUCUUUAUGGUGUGGUGUUUUCUGUUUAGGAAUAAUGCUGACAAACAAGCCUAUGUUCUUGCUGCGGAAACAGGGUUUAGGAAAUUCAGUUAUUCUGAAUUGAAACAAGCCUCCAAAGGUUUCGGUGAAGAGAUUGGAAGGGGUGGUGGAGGUACAGUGUAUAAAGGUGUCUUGUCUGAUGAUCGGGUUGUGGCGAUAAAAAGACUACAUGAAAUAGCAAACCAAGGAGAAAGUGAGUUCCUGGCUGAAGUAAGUAUCAUUGGAAGACUUAACCACAUGAACUUAAUUGGCAUGUUAGGGUUUUGUGCCGAGGGAAAGUAUAGGUUGUUGGUUUAUGAGUACAUGGAGAAUGGUUCUUUAGCUCAUAACCUUUCAUCGAGUUCAAAUGUUCUUGAUUGGACCAAGAGGUAUAACAUUGCUCUGGGAACUGCAAGGGGUCUUGCUUACUUGCAUGAAGAAUGCUUGGAGUGGAUUUUGCAUUGUGAUAUCAAGCCCGAAAAUAUACUUCUCGACUCUGAUUACCAACCUAAGGUAGCAGAUUUUGGCUUGUCUAAGCUACUUAACCGGAACAACCUCGACAAUUCAACCUUCUCGAGGAUAAGAGGAACAAGAGGCUACAUGGCACCGGAGUGGCUUUUCAACUUACCAAUCACUUCCAAGGUGGAUGUCUACAGCUAUGGCGUUGUUGUCUUGGAGAUGAUAACUGGAAGGAGCCCAACAGCAGGUAUCCAACUCUCGGAAUUAGACGCAGAAUCACAUAAUCAUGGGAGGUUAGUGACAUGGGUGAGGGAGAAAAGGAAGAAAGGGUCGGAAGUGGGAUCAUCUUGGGUGGAUCAAAUAGUUGACCCUGCUUUGGGAUCAAAGUAUGAUAGGAAUGAAAUGGAGAUAUUAGCUACGGUGGCUUUGGAAUGUGUAGAGGAAGAGAAAGAUGUGAGACCCAGCAUGAGUCAUGUUGUUGAGAGGCUCCAAAGUUACGAGCACAAUUCUUGAUGGUUUUGAACAAAGAAUAGCCAGACAUUGCAUGGUUUUCACCUACCUUGUUUGUUUAUCAUCCACGGUUUCAGUUCCUCUUGUUUUUUGGUAGAUUCAGCCUAUCAUAAAUUGUCAGUUUGUGCCUCGUGGUAAAUCUUCUAUUCUUGUGCAGUUUAGUCUUGCUGUUGUAUAUCAUAUUCUGGUCCUUUGAAAUCGUAAGUUGCAGAAUAUUUCCAUUAAUUUCAGCAUACUCUUUUGUUCCUUUAACAUUAUCUCUGUUGUAUGAUUCCAACUUUAUUAUAAAAU